GGUUUUACUUUUUUCUAGACUGUAUACGCAUUGCAUAUAAACCAUUUGGCCAAAACCCCAUCACUGAAGUGCGAGUGAGUAACACAACAACUUCAUUUCUGUAAUCUCCCACUUUCAAAAUCAAUUUUAAUUCGGUUUUGGGUUUAUUUCAUAUUAUAUUUUGGUCGGUUACAUGGUAAAUGGAUACUUUAGAUGCAAAUCAGCUUCCUGAAGUGGACUCAUUGCCGGAUGGGUUUGUUGAUGGUUCCAGUGAACCUAUGACUCCUCGAACGCCUACUUUUGAACAAGAGAAACCUUCUAAUAAGUGCAACAAAGGUGAUGUUUCAGACAUUGAUAGUUCACAUGAAAGAGUGCGAGAAAAUGAGUGUCGAACAAGCCGGGAUGGCAUUGAGAAUUUGGAAGACAUGAAGAUGUUUCCUAUUCAAUCGGCAGAAGUUGAUGGCUUUGAUACUUCAGUGCCAUUAGCAGAUAAGGUUUCCGUAGAGCAGGCUGAAGGUACAGCAGGCGUGCUUGAUUCAUCUAAUUUAGUUUCCGAGGCUUCUGUUGAGUUGGAGUGCAGUGAUGUAAAAGAACAAGUUCCAGGGAAUUGUCAAAGUUCAGAGAAAUCCAUUCAAGGAAGUUCAGCCACUCAAAUGAACGCAAAGGAAAUAUCUUCAUCUGAAAGCAUUGAGUCGCAGAAAAGCAGAAAACAAUUUCAGGAAACAACUGAAGCCAAACGUAAGACUGCAAAACAGACUCUUAAAUCAGAAAAAGAAAUUUUGGAGUUUACUAUGAAGUAUCAACAAGCUCUGGUUGAGCGAGAUGGUGCGAUUUCUAUUCGUGUGAAGCUCGAGUCACUCUGCAGAGAGUUACAGCGCCAGAAUAAAAUGCUAAUGGAAGAAUGCAAAAGGAUGUCAACAGAGGGGCAGAAUUUGAGAUUAGAUUUGUCUACCAAGUUCCAAUAUGCAAUCAAGGAUGUGAGCGUCAGAUUGGAGGUACAAAAGGAAGAGUGUUUUUCUCAGUUAAAGGAAAAUGAAAUGUUGAGAGGUAAGCUGAAGCAACUAGCUGAUCAGUAUGCUCUUUCCGAACAGCAAUAUGCGCAGAAGUUAAAGGCGAAAACACUAGAACUCGAGCUUGCUAAUUUAAAGAUCAAGCAACAUGAAGAGAGAUCGGUCCAGGGGCAGUCUCAGAUGAAAAUAUACGCUGAACAGGUGUCAGAAUUAUUAGGAACCGAAAAAAAAUUGCGUUUGCAAUUGACAGCUGAUGGAGAAAAAUUCCAACAGUUCCAGGAUGCAUUAUUAAAGAGCAAUGAGGUGUUUGAAACAUUUAAGCAAGAGAUUGAGAAGAUGGCAAAAUCAAUAAAGGAACUCAAGAAGGAAAAUACAUUCUUGAAGAGCAAGACAGAGAAAUCAGAUAUUACUCUUAUCGAACUUGUUGAGGAGCGUGAGAGAUUGAAGAAGCAACUCGAGAAAACAAAGAAUCAAAAAGAAAAGCUAGAGUCGUUGUGCCGGUCUCUUCAGGCAGAAAGGAAGCAGAAUUCAAAUGGAAGCAGCACCAUUGAUACAGUUUCAAAUGAUCACUAAUAUUAUUUACUAUUUUAUGAAGAGAGUUGAAUGAGAUGAGACCAAAUGCAACUAUGAUCUAAGCUUGUAAUUUUAAUGGCUUUUAAAGGGAAAUUAUCUGCCCUUUUGUUUUUAUGAACUUCUGGAAUCA
Mercurialis annua (annual mercury) is the source of this 1692-nucleotide messenger RNA. RefSeq lists its product as uncharacterized. The record is from RefSeq and is a predicted model, not a curated record. The transcript has 12 exons. NCBI's taxonomy places the organism in Eukaryota, Viridiplantae, Streptophyta, Magnoliopsida, Malpighiales, Euphorbiaceae. Bases 180 to 1562 code for a protein of 460 amino acids. Gene Ontology annotation, molecular function: syntaxin binding.